AUGGGUCUCGUUUUAUCUAUACCAUUUGUUUUACUCGCAAGAUUGAGCAAUUCAGAUGAUGACGAAAAUGAGGGUGCAACCAGAAGUGAUACAUCCUUCAUCUUUAGCUCCAGAAGUGGAGCAGCAACGUCAAAUUAUGGUACAGGCCCCAGCAAGUCUUUGCUUUUGGAGACUAAUUCAACUGCAUUGAAGAAUGGCACAUUGACAGAUUCGCCACUAAACGAGCUGGAAAGCCUUGCAAGUGUAGUAGUUCCAAUAAUAUUGGUAUCGAUUGGUUUGAUCUGUUUGUAUCUUGUUUAUAUUCGCAUUUUCGAAAGCUCCCCCAAGAAACUGUCUCAACAGCAACAAUAUCUCGUUGAUAGGAACAGGGUUCAAACUUCCGGUUACAAUUAUGAAGAAGCCACUUUCAUUGAAGCAAGUACCUUGCCACCCCCAGAAAAAGCAUAUUUAAAAAUGGAGGAUGUUGAAACACUUGUUGGAGAAGAGGAAUUUGAAUAUGAUGUGGUCGAUGAUCUUGAGUCUGUAAAGACCAAAUAUUAA
Lodderomyces orthopsilosis Co 90-125 is the source of this 540-nucleotide messenger RNA. RefSeq lists its product as uncharacterized. Lineage: Eukaryota; Fungi; Ascomycota; Pichiomycetes; Serinales; Debaryomycetaceae. Bases 1 to 540 code for a protein of 179 amino acids. The record is from RefSeq and is a predicted model, not a curated record. The transcript has a single exon.